CCUUCUCUUCUCCUUCUUUAUUCUUUGAUAAGAAAUGGCUUUUUUAUCUUCUAGCUUUUCCUUCACUCAAAUCUUCUUCGUCUGCCUCUUCUGCUUCUUUCUAGUUGGUUCUGCCACCUUAUCUCCAACUUUCUAUGCAUCUUCAUGCCCUAAAGCUCUCUCCAUCAUUCAAACUGCGGUCAAGGCCGCAGUGGCCAAAGAUAAGCGCAUGGGGGCAUCGUUGGUCCGCUUGCAUUUCCAUGAUUGCUUUGUUAAUGGUUGCGACGCUUCAGUUCUAUUAGACGAUACUUCAAGUUUCACUGGUGAAAAGACUGCUGGUCCCAAUGCGGGCUCCUUGAGAGGCUUUGAUGUGAUCGACGAAAUCAAAUCUCAAGUUGAGAGGGUGUGUCCAAAUGUCGUGUCUUGUGCAGACAUCGUGACGGUUGCUUCUCGUGAUUCAGUUGUUGCGCUGGGUGGGCCAUCAUGGACGGUGCCAUUAGGGAGAAGAGAUUCGACCACAGCGAGUUUAAGUACUGCCAAUAGUGAUCUCCCUGGGCCUGCUUCAAGCUUGAGUAACCUAAUAUCUGCCUUCGCAAAAAAGGGCCUCAAUACUAAGGAAAUGGUGGCCCUUUCUGGAGCCCAUACCAUAGGCCAAGGAAGGUGCACCACUUUCCGGGCCCGAAUCUACAACGACACCAACAUCGAUUCGGCUUUCGCUACAUCAUUGCAAUCAAAGUGUCCAAAGACAGGCGGCGAUAACAACCUCGCACCACUCGAUGCUUCUCCGGAGGUUUUCGACAUCGGUUACUAUAAGAACUUGAUCAUAAAAAAGGGUCUCUUCCAUUCAGAUCAAGAACUCUUCAAUGGCGGGUCCACUGAUUCUCAAGUCAAGACAUAUAGCACUAGUUUGGCGACGUUCUUCGCUGAUUUCACCAGUGCCAUGAUUAAUAUGGGGAACAUCAGUCCUCUCACUGGAUCCAAUGGUGAAAUCAGGACCAAUUGUAGGAAAACCAAUAGUUAAGUGGGGUUGGUGGUGGGCCGGAACUGGGCCUAGAGUAGGCCCAUCUCGUCCUGCUCAUAUA
Messenger RNA from Magnolia sinica, 1061 nucleotides. Its product is annotated as cationic peroxidase 1-like. The record is from RefSeq and is a predicted model, not a curated record. Bases 35 to 1000 code for a protein of 321 amino acids. Gene Ontology annotation, biological process: response to oxidative stress; hydrogen peroxide catabolic process. NCBI's taxonomy places the organism in Eukaryota, Viridiplantae, Streptophyta, Magnoliopsida, Magnoliales, Magnoliaceae. Gene Ontology annotation, molecular function: peroxidase activity; heme binding. The transcript has 4 exons.